AUGGAUAUAAGGGAUGGCUGUACCGUGCGUUUCUGGACAGAUCUAUGGCACCCUCGGGGAAGACUAAUUGAGGUCACAGGUGACAUUGGAACACAAAAACUUGGCGUUCGGCGUAAUGCGAGGAUUUGUGAUGUCUUUGUAGAUGGAGACUGGAGAUUCCGAAAUUGUCGCGAUCAGCGCAUUCAAGAGUUAGCUCGAGAUAUCAAAGAUUUCCCUCUCAGUCUAGUUGGUACUGAAGCAGAUGGUCUAUCUUGGAAAUGUGGGGAGAAUUCUUAUAUUGAGAGAUUUGUAGCAGCUGAAACAUGGCACUUGAUUCGGGAGCACAAGACGGAGGUACAAUGGCACAAGUUAUUUUGGUUUUCUGAAGGAGUUCCACGGUAUAGUUUCAUUACGUGGCUUGCUGUGAGAGACAGACUUGCAACAGGCCAUAUAACCAGUCAAUGGGGACAACCGCAGGUUUGUAUAUUCUGUGGUGAGCCAGAUGAGACACGUGACCACUUAUUCUUUGCGUGCCCGUUUACUUUCACUUUGUGGAUCAGAGUAGUGGGGAACCUUCUUGGCAUUGAUCCGGACCCAGACUGGGAGGAAACUAUCUCGUGCUUGAUGACGCGAAGCUAUGAUAAACUUACUUUUAUUCUGUUGAGGCUGGUGUUACAGGUCACAAUAUAUUUUGUUUGGAGAGAGCGUAAUGACCGGCGGCACACGGGUAGGGUGAAGUCAGUGGAUCAGGUUGCUGAGUGA
Raphanus sativus (radish) is the source of this 741-nucleotide messenger RNA. RefSeq lists its product as uncharacterized. The record is from RefSeq and is a predicted model, not a curated record. NCBI's taxonomy places the organism in Eukaryota, Viridiplantae, Streptophyta, Magnoliopsida, Brassicales, Brassicaceae. The transcript has a single exon. Bases 1 to 741 code for a protein of 246 amino acids.